Sitophilus oryzae (rice weevil) is the source of this 549-nucleotide messenger RNA. RefSeq names its product transcription elongation factor SPT4 (gene spt4). Gene Ontology annotation, molecular function: zinc ion binding; RNA polymerase II complex binding. The record is from RefSeq and is a predicted model, not a curated record. Gene Ontology annotation, biological process: mRNA processing; chromatin organization; regulation of transcription elongation by RNA polymerase II. The coding region runs from base 118 to 468 and encodes 116 amino acids. NCBI's taxonomy places the organism in Eukaryota, Metazoa, Arthropoda, Insecta, Coleoptera, Curculionidae. Gene Ontology annotation, cellular component: nucleus; DSIF complex. The transcript has 4 exons.
ACAGGUUCGGAUUCUAACCUCAAUAUUUUAGUAAUUUUUGCAAUAUUUGUUGCACAGAUUUGUUGUUUAAUACGAGUACGAGUUAAAAGUAAAGAAAAUAAGAGAAUUUUCCAUAAAAUGACGCUGGAAUCAAUUCCAAAAGAUCAACGCGGUCUGAGAGCUUGCUUAGUUUGUUCUCUAAUUAAGUCAUUAGAUCAGUUUGAGUGUGAGGGAUGCGAUAAUUGUGAAGACUUUUUGAGGAUGAAAAACGAUAAAGAUAAAGUUUAUGAUUGUACAAGUACUAAUUUUGAUGGUAUGAUAUCUAUGAUGAGUCCUGGAGACAGUUGGGUCGCUAAAUGGCAAAGAAUAAAUCGAUUUUGUAAGGGUGUUUAUGCUAUAUCAGUGUCUGGCCGUUUACCUGCCGGCAUAAUAAGAGAAAUGAAAAGUCGAGGUAUAGUUUAUAGACCAAGAGAUACAAGUCAAAGAUAAUCACAGUUAAUCACUAAUAAUUAAUAUUAACACUUUCUUAGAAUGUAUAUCAGGAUCUUUUAAUACACACAUUAAGUUGCA